Messenger RNA from Nylanderia fulva, 1904 nucleotides. RefSeq lists its product as uncharacterized. The record is from RefSeq and is a predicted model, not a curated record. Lineage: Eukaryota; Metazoa; Arthropoda; Insecta; Hymenoptera; Formicidae. Gene Ontology annotation, molecular function: protein binding; ubiquitin ligase activator activity; anaphase-promoting complex binding. Gene Ontology annotation, cellular component: anaphase-promoting complex. Gene Ontology annotation, biological process: anaphase-promoting complex-dependent catabolic process; positive regulation of ubiquitin protein ligase activity; positive regulation of anaphase-promoting complex-dependent catabolic process.
UCAUUGGUUUCGUAGUUCAACCUUGCGAUAUUAUAUGUUGUAACAUUUUAACUGGUGAUUUUAAAUAAUGUAUUGACAGUUUUUCAACUAGCGUUUGGCCCAGUUAGUAUUCAACAAUACAUACGUUUUUGUUAAGACGCUUCAGUACAUAAACAGAAUCAAUGUGGUGUGCGUCGUUCGAUCAAAGUCAUAAGAAAGAUGAGUAGAGUGCUGGAUUUCGAAGAGCAGAAUCAUGACGCACCCAGCGAUACCCCUUUGCGUGGAUAUCAGCCGAGAUUUCGCAGAACUGAACUGAAUAAUGCAAAACCGGAUUCUCAACGGAAGUGGUAUCUGGCGCCUAUCUUUCAUGCAGCUCUUACGGAGAAUUCCGAGGAACGUAAGACGCAAAACUUUUCGAAUUCGUUAAACGAUGGGAAAAUCAGAGCGUGUAACUUCAAGCCGAGACAAAUCUAUUCGGGGGACAGAUUCAUACCAUGUCGUCGUGGCUACAAUUUCGAAGCGGCUCACUACUUGUUAAGCAGAAACUUCAACAAGAUGGAGCAAAGCACAUUAGAGGUUCACAAACAGCUCGAUUGGCUGCCGGUUAGGCAUGAACGCAAAGCCUUCCACGCAAUAAUGCUAAAACAGGGUGUCACACCGGGUCUGAAUCAAAACAGGAUUCUGCACUAUAGUAAUUCGACGAUACAGCAAUCGCAAAAGCCGCAGUAUGCAGGAUGGAUACAAGGUGCGGGAUACAAAGAGGAGGGAAUCUGGAAGUGCAAGCCACGGAAGAAAACCAUGAUCAAAGACGCGAAACUGUUGAGCAUACCCGAUUCCGUCGCUCCGGAGGGUAACAAUGUCGCCAAUCUGGUUGAUUGGAGCUGCAACAACAUAAUCAGCAUAGGCAAUCGAAGUUCUGUGGCGGUAUAUGAUGAUAGUGGUUCUGUGUUGACGAGUUGGCGGGAAGAGAUUCGUCCCAGAGAAGUGAAAUGGAGCAACGACGGUAGUAAAUUGGCGGUCUGCACAAAUUCGAAGAUCAUAAUGUACAAUUUAGAGACGAAAAAGUCUAUGUGGGUGAUUUCUUGUAAAUGUAUAUUAACAAAGCACUUUAAUACAACUAACGAAUGCAGGAUUCGUUGCAUCUGCUGGUCUCUUGGCGAUUCCCACAUUGUUACUGGAUGUGGGGGCUCAAUAUCAAUACAUACAUCUGAUUCGGGCAAGUUGGUGACCACCACAGUCAAACACACGGAUCGUAUCUCGAACCUGAAAUUUUCGCCAAAUUUCAAGUAUCUUGUAUCAGCCGCACAGGACAAAACCGUCGAAGUGUUUAUCUGGCCGGAAUUAACCCCUUUUUUUCAAAUCGAAUUUAACACUACAAACGCACAGGCGAUCGCCUGGCAUCCGCAGGUGUCUGGUACACUUUGCAUAGGUGACUGCCAGAACGAAUUGUCGUUAUGGGACAUCAACAAGACGGCAAUGGUAGCCAAUGUGCACGUUAAAGACGAGGGAUUUCGCUUGCACAAUUUCGCAUGGAACAAGUUAAGCGGCGAGUUGGUGGUGCAUUGGAAAUGGCAAAAUCAAGACACGUCCUCGACAAUCGCCGCGGUACUCGCCAGCUUCGAUCGAAUCGUCGAUGAGCUGCCACUAUUCGAGGAGCAGCUAUACUUCUUGAAAUUCAACGCUACGCACGAACAGCUGAUAGGAUACGGUAAAGACGGCGAUGAUCAUGUUUUCUGGAUAUGGCAUUUCUUUGGUGACGAGAAAUUCGAGUACGGGCGAAACGUACCUCUCUAUAAUUCGGCACGACGGAGGCAAGGAAUUCUUUAUCAUUCGAUUCGAUAAUUAUAUGUUUGUCUUAUAACAUGUACUAAUAAGUUUAAAAAUUUGUUUUUGAGAUAGAGUAGCAUUAAACCAGAUAUUUAAUA